Molecule: messenger RNA, 336 nt
Organism: Clonostachys rhizophaga
Lineage: Eukaryota; Fungi; Ascomycota; Sordariomycetes; Hypocreales; Bionectriaceae
Source: the annotation of a GenBank genome assembly
AUGGCCCGUAACAGCAAGAACAAGUCCAGCGACACCCUCGGUCAGCGUCUGGCCCUCGUCGUCAAGUCCGGAAAGAUCUCUCUGGGCUACAAGACUUCCCUCAAGUCUCUCCGCAGCGGCAAGGCCAAGCUGAUCCUGAUCGCUGCCAACACCCCUCCUCUCCGCAAGUCUGAGCUCGAGUACUACGCCAUGCUCAGCAAGGUCCCCGUCCACCACUUUUCGGGCAACAACGUCGAGAUGGGAACUGCUUGCGGUCGUCUCUUCCGCUGCGGAACCAUGGUCAUCCUCGAUGCCGGUGACUCCGACAUCCUGUCCGACCAGACUCUCAACGGUUAA